Molecule: messenger RNA, 32281 nt
Organism: Pelobates cultripes (western spadefoot toad)
Lineage: Eukaryota; Metazoa; Chordata; Amphibia; Anura; Pelobatidae
Source: the annotation of a GenBank genome assembly
CAGCUUGUAUCAAAACACAUAUCUGUGCAAAGCAAUGAAGAGAUUCUAAACACAAACAAGUUUUUCGCAUUGACUCCACAACUGAAUGAAGAAGAGUGUAAGUUUUAGAAUACAAUUACACACCACAUGAUAACACUGAGCACUGCUAAAAAAAAAUCAUUGGAUUGGCACAGCGUGGCAAGUGCCAUGCAUGUGCUGUAGAUCUCCAGUGCUUCUAUUUGGGAAGCAUUGGACUGGACUGAGAUGAUCAGUAUUGAUUAUCUAACAGUCUGUCGAUCUGGGUGCAGUGGCAAGAUUAUUCCACAGAGUAAGAAUUAAAAAUUAAUUUCAAAUUGAAUACCAAAAUAGCUGAACUGGAAUCAUAGCUUAGAUAAUUUUCCAGUUCAUCUAUAUUGGACUUAAAUUUGAAAUUCACUUUGAAUUUUAAAUAUCCCUGCCAGUGCUGAAUUGCAGGUAAGUUUAAAUGCAUUUUUUGGUUAAAGUAGGGAGGCCCUCAAUCUAAAACAUUGAAAGAACACAUUUAACAUAAUAAUAAAUAUUUUUGUAAAUUUAGAAUUCCCUUUAAGUGCAGGCAAAUAUGAAUAUCAGCCUGUUUGAAAUUACACUUCAAAUAACUCAUACAUUCAUCUGACAGAGGAAAGUUUAUUUUAUACACUCCUACUUGAUAUUUCAAAAGACCAUAUGCACUAAAGGUAUGAAUAAACUAUAAAACAUGAACAGAAGACAUAUGACAGUUCUUUAAAUUCAGUUUUGUACAGUCCAAAGAGAUCAAAGCAUCUAUAUCAAUGCAUCGGGUGACAUCCUGUGGGAAAAUAAAACUGUCAAAUACAGACAAAGUAAACUGAAUAUUCUAGCAUUCCAGCAGAGUCAUAGACCACAGUCAUAGACUUCCACAGGUUGGUGUUGACAUUUAGUACAUUAAAACACAUCAAAGGAACUCUCCAUUAAAAAAAAUAUAUAUAACUCAAACAACCCCCCAACAAUUUAGUAUAUAUACCACCAAUGAAAAUAUGCACAUGAGCAAUGAGCUUUGAGUAGACCGUGUUUAAAUAGGGAAAUGGGAGAGAUGACACUCCCAUAGCGUGGAGUCUGGAGUAAAUCAACCUCCCCGAUUUGAAUGCGCCAAAGGCAACUUUAUGGUCAGGGCACCAUGCUGGACUUCCAGCCCGCCUCAGCACUCUAACCACUGUAACGGAGCUUCUGUACCCAAUACAGAAGCUCCGUUACUCUGGGGCGUUACCUCCGUAGUAGCUGAAUAGUGAAUAUUGUGUCCUUUUCCAAUAAAACAACCGGUUUUUUUCCAAUAAAAGACCCCAAGCAUGAGGUCUCUAUUCAGCCCGCUCAGGCGCCUCUUAGUCUGGGAGAUAAGUGAUCAUUGUGUCCGCUCUCGGUUAAACUAAUUAUCUCCCGAAUACAGAGAGCGCAACAUAGAAAACAUUUCUGAAACAACAUUGCACACCCACAUAUCAUAUGUCCCUGGAGAGGUCUGAGCCGAGCGCCCAUUCUGUAAAAAUAGUGCACAGAUCCAUGAUGUAUUCUCCAAACGCAAUUGGGUUAAAGUUCUAUCCGGCCGCUACGACAGUUCAGACUGAAAAUAGUUCCAUGUGUUUGUGGCCAUAUGCUGGUCAUUUAAUGGGAGCUCUAGCUGCUGCAAGGCAUCGGAGAUCCCUGCUGCUCAUAGGGAGCGAUUUGGUCUCCCUGGUGGAUGGUAGCUUCCCUUCUAAAAGCACCCUUUUAGCUUGUUGGGAAGGGGUCGAAAACAAAAGGCAAUUAUGACUGGGGUGGGGUGUUGAUUGUAGCCGACCUGGAGUUCCAGAGGUAACGCCAGUAGCUCUAGAUGGUGAUGCUAGCUUACUCUAGCUCUCUGGAAUGGGCAGUGGGGCAUGAGAAAGGUGUCGCUGAUUUGGGGUACACAUAGUUGAGUGGGGCUAGAAGUAGGGAUAUAGUUUCUGUCAUUGAUUAUAGUGUUUUUGAGGUACAGGUUCUUUACACCCACUAUUCCCCCCGAGGUCUGGGGCAAGUCCCUGAGUACUCGAAUGCAUGGAGGAGGAUCCGUCAGGACGCCAUGGGGAAUUCUAUGCAAUACGCUGCAUGGUUCCCUACGUAGAGCCUCUGCCAGAGAGGAGAUUGACGGACUUGUGAGUAGGCAUGAUGCGCCCCUUACUCCCGGUACUCCAUGACAAAUAUCAAAGUUAAAAAAAAAAAAAAAAAAAAUGUAUUUAUUACUUUUUCAGUGAGGGAAAGUGCUGGCCAGCCGCUACAUAUUUAACCCAUGUGCCUUUAAGGAUUCUUAACCGUUGACCCGCUAGUGCUACAAGUUGGCAUAUAGUACUUAAAAUUAUUGUUUGCUUGCAUAAAAGUUACUGAAUGAUGUGAAUUUAAAUCAAAAUUUUAUAACUUUAGGUACUUUGUGUAUCUUCCGAAUUAUAUACUUUGUGUAGGAUUUGGGUGCGAGAUCACUAAUUUUAAUAUGAACACAUAAAAUGCUAAUGCAAAACUUAUUGGUUAUGGUGUCUCUAGAGGGUCCCUUUAAUAUAUUUUUUUUCCACAGAUUGCAGAAGUAUGGCAGCUGAAAUUAAUUAUGACAGCUUUAAACUAAGGUUACAAUUUAUGAAUAUUAGGGAUAUGGAAAUAAUUUGUCUCAUGCACUAUUAAUCCAGCUCUUUGAUGAUAAGAUAGGAAUUUAAUAUUUUCUUUAUCUCUGGUAAUUUAGAAAGGAAGCAAGGCAAAAUUUAACACAUGUAAAACACAUUGAGAAUGGGAGGAUGCAGUGGGUGCUAGAAAAUGGAUGAAGAUAAAUGGUUAUAUGAAGAGGAUACAUGCUCUUCAUUCUACUACUGUAGAAUAAAACCUAAAAGUUCACCAGGACUUGGAAAUACUUUAAGAUUUAACACCGUAAUGGAUGAGUUUAUCUACUUUUUUGCAUUAAUUUUUUUUUUCUGCCUGGGCGUGAGCUCACCAUUUUGAUUUAAUUUAGUAUAAGGCUGGAAUUCAGGCAUUCCUAUGGCGACAUUUUUUGGAUUGUAUGUAGAGUGAAUAUUAAGUAAGGUAUGUAAUAGUAAGUUAUGACGCAGUAUCUGUAUGGAGAGGGAAUAUGGAGUAUACAAGGGAAGUUCAUUUGUGGUCUAAAAAAAAAAUUUGUAUUUUCAGCAUAACUAGAGAAAAUUGUCAGGGUCUGUUUUAAAGGGACACUCCAGGCACCCAUACCACUUCUGCCCAUUGGAGUGGUCUGGGUGGCAACUCCCACUACCCUUAACCCUGCAAGUGUAAUUAUUGCAGUUUUUAUAAACUGCAAUAAUUACCUUGCAGGGUUAACUCCUCCUCUAGUGGCUGUCUACUAGACAGCCACUAGAGGGCACUUCCUGGUUUCUUCCUGGUUUCUAGCACAGGUUUUCUGUGCUAAAGCGUCGCUGGACGUCCUCACGCUAUGUGAGGACCUUCAGCGUCGCUAAAAUCCCCAUAGGAAAGCAUUGAAAGCAUUUUCAAUGCUUUCCUAUGGGGAGGUCUAAUGCGCGUGUGCAGCAUUGCCGCGCAUGCGCAUUAGGUCUCCUUCCGCCGGCGGCCACACAUGCACAAUCGGUCUCCCCUGCCGGCUGACGUCGGCGGGGGACGAGCGUGGGCGGACCCUAAACCACCGCCGAGGGACAUCGCCGGUGGUCUCAGGUAAGUCACUGAGUGGGUUUUCACCCCUUCAACAACAUGGGAUGGGGGGUGGGAAGGAGAGGGGACCUGCAGUGCCAGGAAAACGAUUUGUUUUCCUGGCACUGGAGUGUCCCUUUAAGAAAUUACAGCGUGGUAUCUGUUGUCUGGAUGGUUACCGUUUGUCCGGUGAAUGUGAGCAUUGUAAUCCUCUUGUGUCUGUUUAAGGAGAGUCUGUAUGUUGUGUCUCUGUGAUUCUCUUGUUUAUUUUUUCUUAUUUAUUACUGGUAUUUAUAAAGCGCAGCGCUGCACAAUUAGUGGAGAACAUACAAUAUAUACAGACAAAAGGUAAAGAGGGCCCUGCCCGUAAGCUGAAAUCUUGCCAUUUAAGCUCUUUUAUACAAAGUGCAUAGGUAGAUUACAAUCUACAGGAUACCGUGGGGAUUUGAGACGAGGUAGCAGGGGAAUUUUGGAAGUGAUGGCUAAAUAAGGAAACAGAGAGUUGCAGCUAUUGGUAGAAUAUAGAGGGAAUGAAGAGGUAAGUGAGUGAGAAUUUUAAACAGCUGGAGGAGCAUGCUAUAAAUUUAGGGGGAACCUGGGUGGGCGGGAGGAGGUGUGGGUGGGCUGAGCCGAGUAGAAUUGUAGGGGCUUGCAGUAGGGAUGGUAUGGAAAAUGGGCCUAGGGAGGGAGUAGAGAUAAACAGUUAUAUCAAGGUAUUUACAGCUAGGAGUGGCAAGCAUGGGGGGAGGAGUGGGAGAGGUCAAGAAACAGUUGUGAUUUACAAUUUAGAAUUUUGCCAAUCAUCCUAACAGUGUACACUAAUAUGUGAGUCUAAAGCAUAUGUAGCUAAACAUUGUACCUAAAUAGUAUGGUGAUACACAGUAGCAUGUGGCACUAAAGCAGGUGGUUAUAGGCUACUAGAAUAGGAGGGCUGGCAAGUGGGAUAUGGGCUGCUGCAGCCUCACACAUCUCUUCUGUGGAUAACAAUAGGAGCAUGUACAUUGGGAUGUCUUUUGGUAGAGUACUGCAGGACUGGGCAGUCAGCAGGAAUUCUCCAGGCCGUUUCUAGCCCAGCAUUCUGUUGGUUCAUUUAUGAACUGGUGGCAAUCAAAAUGCUCUCCAGGCCUAGACUGCUCCACUGGGACAUUUGCCAAUGGACUGCAGAUCUCUGUGAAUGCUCACAUAUGCCAGGCAGGUCAUACUGAUGGAUAUUGCAGGGAAAAGCCUUAGUUUAUCAAAUUCACAUUUUCUAUGUUCCAUGUGACAAAAAAAAACCCAACACUUUGCAUGUCCUUCCAAUAAAUCACUAUUGAAGCACUUUGUGCACACAGCAUAUCCUAGUAGCGUUGCUCUUAUUUUUUCUUGUAUUCUGCAUUUUGAUUUGUACUCCUGAUCAAGAUACAGGGGCUAGAGGUGAAAGCAACCAGGAGGUACCGUUCUUCAUUAAAUUUUUUCACAGCCCGUUAAAUUUCUGAUCUCAUUCACACUCAGUCUUGACUUUUACAUGUUGGAAGCAGGAAAAAUUGGCAAGUGAAAAGAUCUGAGUGACUUUGACUAGGGCCAUAUAGUGAUCGCUAGACGACUGGGUCAGGGUAUCUCUAAAAUGGCAAGUCUUGUGGGGUGUUCCCGGUAUGCAGUGGUUAGUGCAUAUCAAAAGUAGUAGAAGGAAGCAGUUUAUUACAUAUGGGACUGCAUAGCUGCAGACUGGUCAGAGUGUCAAUGAUGACUCCUGUCCACCACUGAAUGCGCUAUCAAUGGGGACAUGAGCGUCAAGACCAAUGGAAGGAGUUUGCCUGGUCUGAUGAAUCAUGUUUUCUUUUAAAUCAAGUGGAUGGCCGUGUGCGUUGUUUACCUGGGGAAGAGAUGGCAGCAGGAUGCACUAUGGGAAGAAGGCAGGCCGGCAGAGGCAGUUUUAUGCACUGGGCAAUGUUCUGCUGGGAAACCUUGGGUCCUGGCAUUCAUGUGGAUGUAAUUUUGACACGUACCGCCUACCUAAAGAUUGUUGCAGACCAAUUAACCCCUUCAUGGUAAUGAUGUUCCCUGAUGGCAGUGGCAUCUUUCAACAGGAUAAGUCACCCUGCCACAUUGCAAAGACUGAGGUUUGAGGAACGUGAUAAACAGUUCAAUGUGUUACAUUGACAAAUAGGUGCACAAUAUGGAGUCAGUAAGUGUGAGUGAAGCUCAAAAAACACCUUAAGUGGUAUCCCCUAAACCACUUCUAUAGAAUACAAAAGAAACAUACAUACAUAAGGUGGAGCAUCUUACAUGGGCGUUCAGUAUAUAUCUGUAAUCAUAUGAGUACAAGACAAUAGUGCAAUAUUGUUGUAAUACAAAUAAUCUAUAAUAUGAACAUAUGGAAUAUCAUUUACAAGUCAGGAGUCAUAAAUCUGAUAUGACUCGGAUGGUAAACGCCUGUGGACACUUUAAGGAUGUCCAGUCCCCUCUUUGGUCUCCUUCCUUGGAGUCUGAGCUGCUUUACUCCUCAGGAUCGUAAGUAUUAACCAAUAUUCCAGAUAUCAGGUGCAUGUAUACAAGAUACCACAGGUGAGUUUUCGAAAAGGAGAUGCUUUAUUGGUAAUCCAUUUGAAAACAUAAAAUAAAAUAUAAGUAAAGAAUAUAAAAUAUAAAUAAAUACCAGGUUUAGUGUCGCUGGGUGACUGAAUCGUCCAAUUACUGUCCAAAACGCGUUUCGCCCUUUCAAACGGGCUUCCUCAGUUGGCUGUGUGUCUUCUUGGUCUUCCUUCCUUUUAAAUAUCCCGCUUGGCGUCUACUUCCAGUUUAGUCAAUUUGGAACGCAAAUGUGUUACAUUGGGCUUCAAAUACCCCAGAUCUCAAUUGAGCAUCUGUGGGAUGUGCUGAAACAACAAAUCACAUCCAUUGCAGCAAUACUUUGCAGGACUUGAAGGUUCUGCUAUUAAUGUCUUUGUAUCAGAUACCACAGGACAUGUUCAGUGGUCUUGGGAGUCCAUGCCUUGACGCAUCAGAGCUGGUUUGGCAACACAAAGAAAACCUACAUGAUAUUAGGCAGGUGGUUUUAAUGUUGUAGCUGAUGGUAAUAAUUACUUACGAUAUAACUCCUUAAACAUUAAACACUCCACUUUGUACCACUACAAAAUGUUUCAACCUACUUGUUUUGGGAACCGUUCUGUGGCAUCUAUGACAUCAAUUACACUCUACCUCUUUUCUUUUUCUCUUUCCCUCUUUUUCUGCCAUUAAAACUGCUGAGUUUUUGAAAGACAAUACACAGAGUUUAAUUUAUUCAGUAAAAGUCGAGUUGAUAUAAAAUGUAUGAAUGUUUUGGGAAUCAUCAACACUUACCCAGACCGUUGAAGCUCAAUUUAUCUUGGCUGCUUAGGUGCCAUUGGCUCUGUUGCAUUGGAUGCAAAAUACACUAAACUAACUCAAAGAUAUGGUCUUUUGGAGUACUUUCUGCUAUAAUCUGAUAUUUCAAAAUCCAGUUUCCAUCUUGCGAACUCCACAGAAAUAUAUGAAAUUGAACUAAAGAUAUCUCUGCAAAGUUUUUCAGUGCCUAGGAUUGAGUUGGCUGAAAAUGCAUCCACGUUCUGAAUAAUUUAUUCGUGUUUAGCUUGGCUUGCUUCUAGUGAGUACGCCACAGAUUUUAGAGCUAUACUAAUUAAAGUUUUUUUGUUUUUUUUUACAUGACAUGUAAAACUGCUUUUUCUCUAAAAAUUGCUUUUUUACCCCACUAAACACUAGUGACGUAUUUAGUGGGGAGAGGAUCGCAGGAGAUGUAAGUAUUGAACACCUCUGUAGGACUUAUAGCUAUAUGCUCUUGUUCUGCCAGGACAACCAUUUAUAUAAUGUAGAUUAAAAAAAGACAAAAAAAAAACCUAAUAAUUAAAAAAAAAAACCCUCAUAAAUUACUUUUAAAAGAUAUUGGGCUGGGCAAAAAAGUAAAUAAGUGACAUUUCCAAAUUAUAUAUAUAUAUAUAUAUAUAUAUAUAUAUAUAUAUAUAUAUAUAACUCCUGUUAUAAUAAUUACAGUUGCAAGAAAAAGUAUGUGAACCCUUUGGAAUGAUAUGGAUUUCUGCACAAAUUGAUCAUAAAAUGUGAUCUGAUCAUCAUCUAAGUCACAACAAUAGACAAUCACAGUCUGCUUAAACUAAUAACACACAAAGAAUGAAAUGUUGCCAUGUUUUUAUUGAACACACCAUGUAAACAUUCACAGUGCAGGUGGAAAAGGUAUGUGAACCCCUAGACUAAUGACAUCUCCAAGAGCUGAUUGGAGUGAGAUGUCAGCCAACUGGAGUCCAAUCACAUACUUUUUCUUGCAACUGUAUCUUUAUUUGUGUUUUUUUGGCAGGAUGCAGGAUGUAGUUUUAGUAUUUAUACAUGCAUGUUACACUUUUCACAUGCAGUUUUUAUUGUCAUUUCCUUGUCAGUUGUCUGCACACAAUUAAUAGACAAAACAACAUUUGUGGGUUUAUUCAGUAAAUUUAGAAAUGUUGCAAAUUGAAAUCCGAAUGGCGGAAAAGUUGCUUUGGAAAAAUCUUUCAACACAGCAAUAGUCAGAAAUCAGAUAUUAUUGUGUAAAUUUUGCCAUUUAUGUUUUCAAUUCACUACAAAUCAGAGUUUAGUGAAUAAUGCCCUUGAUGUUGAGAAAACGGAAUGCUCAACUAAAUCUUUUAUUAGAAUUUGUUUUUAUAUUUGAAUGUGGGGGGAAAAAUAAUCUAUGUUAUUUAGACAUUUUUAAUGAAGAGUUGAUAAAGUGAUUUAAAGAAAUCAAAGAAAUUAUUUAGAGCACAUAUUUUACAAGAUGCUCUAAAUUAUGUUUUUGGCAGACAGAAGGAGGAAUACCUCCUUGUUAUCAAUAGGUUAAUUAUUUGCUGUUUGAAGAGGCCUUUACAAUUUGAUGAAUAAGAUCCCAUUAUUUGAGGAUAUAGCAAACAACGGUUUGACUCAACAAAUGACCUUCUUCAAGCAUACAUGGUCCUUUCUGAUAUACUCAAACAAACACAUUAAGAAAACAAUAAAGAUGCCUCAAGCUGUAGUUUUCCCAGUAUAACCAUACAGUUGAUAGUGAAUAGUCUAGUAUUUGCAACAUAAAUAUCUGUUGCUAAGUAGGACUGUGGCAUUUGACCUCUUUUUUGAACCUACGUUUAGUUUAUCUUUCUAUUUAAAUUCCUGCUUAAAGGGUCUUUUGAGACAGUUCUUUCUGAACCACGUUCUUUGUCGUGAGAACCAGUUAGCAGAACAUUAGAUGAUAGUUGUUGUAUUGUUGUCCUUCUAAUGGGUGUGUAGUUUACAAUCCAUUUAGCUUGACAUAUCUGGUGAGUUAUAAUUGAUGUAUCUGAAUUAGUUAAGUGAUAAAUAAAUUCCCAUUUAAGAUUCAUCUUGUAGACGUAAUAUUACCAUAAUACUGGAAAGUGGCUGAUAGAGAAUAUUGAGUGUGAGUAGAUUUUAAUGUCAAGUGCUUUGUGAGUUUCAGUUAAAAUAUUCUGUACUCUCAGACUUUGGCAGGAACAGAUGCAAGAGUUGCGGGUAGGGGACUUCAUAUAUUUUAUAUUAAGGAUAAACAAAUGUGAGCCUUUUAAAACUAGUGGAUACUGAUGAUACCGGGGAAUGUAAGUCCCAAUAUGUUGGUGGUUGCAGUCCACAUUGUCUUGCUGGUGACAAAAAUCCCUUAUUUAGCACAAGUCACCCAAAUCUUGUGCGCACCAUAUAACAUGAGUAGUGACAUAAUAAUUACAUCUUUAUGAAGGAUGCUGUGCUGUACGCAUGUGGCUCUGCUACAGCGUCGCUUGACCCAAGUUCAUGUUUUAGGUUGCACCUCUUUGACUGUUUGACCUUUUGUAAUGGACACUGUAUAUUUCAUAGGAAUGCUGCAUAAAAUAUUGGAUGAAUGUAAAUUACAUAUACAUAUAUAUAUUUUAGCUCGGUUCAUAUCUUUUGUACUAUUGUAUAUAGUUAUAAAGAAUAAUAUUGGUAUCACCACGGUUUUAUUUAAAAGCAAUUUACAGUAGGAUCUGUAAUCCCAUUACCAUAGAAAUUGUUACUGUCAGUUAAUAAUAGUAAAUAUGCCACGUGUUAUUCAGAUUCUUAGUGCCAAGUUGAUGUCUUCAUAACAAUCGGUUCAUCCUUUGUUUUAUAUUUUAUCAGCAGACGCAGUCAGCCACCAGAUGGAGGAAGCAUUUGAAUCUGUGUUUUCAACUCAAAUUCCUAGUGAAGAUUUUGAUGAUUUUGAAGAGACCAUACAAGGUAGAUUGAUGGACUUGUACAUGAUCCAUUUCUAAAAAAGUAACCUGAUCCAUUUUUUUUUCAGAAAAGUAACCUGAACGAUUGUAUAUUUUACAACACUAAACGCAAACAUAAUCACAAAAUGAUAUAGUCAGUAUUGCCUAAAUGACUUCAAAAAACACGCUUGAUAAACUUUUCCUUAUCAAAGGCACUAUUUCUUUAACAUUUUUUCAGAAUUCAAGACUUUUAGUUUCACCGCACUUUGUAAAAAAAAUCAUUUUAAACCUCUCAAUGUACUAAUCAGUUUGCUUUUGAAACGAGAAGAAACGUAUAUUUGAUUUUAAUGGUUAGCAAGAUGUGUGUAUCUUCGUGAAAGCUAUUGAAACAUCUGUCAAAUGAUUCUGAAAGCAAUGAUUAAUAGCAUUUUAUCAGUGUUUGGACCUGUUGCCAAAUUUUCAUUUUUGCACAUGCCCACAAAAUAUGGCCCGUAGUACCCACCGGUUGGCUACCACCUAUAGUUGACUUUAUAAUUGAUUUCUAUAUGGAAGUAGAUUUGCCAAUGUUCAGGCUGUAAGUUAUUGCUAUUAGUUAGUAAGUUAUGUGCUAUUUAUUUUGAUAAUUCUCACAUUGUUGAAUAAAAUUAUCUGAUUGCUUUCAAGCUAAACACUUUAUGUGUAACCGUUAGCAACAUGUUUUCUUAGUUUAUUUUGAGGAUGUAAGUUUAAAAGCAGAAAUAAAUAAGAAUCCUUUGGGACUUAAGAAAGGAGGUCAGUUUAUAAUAUGAGAAGAAAAUUGAUGAAUCAAGUGUGCCAAAAGUGUGUUCCAUGUAUUUAAAGGAGAAUAUUGUCGCUCUAGAAUUCACGGAGUAUUAAAUGUGGUAAAUCCUCUAUUGGGGUUGCUUCUGACAGUACUGAGGAUAGUCAUUGAUAAUAUGAUUUACUUGAAAUAGUAUAAACCUGGCUGAUAUUAAGGAUAGUAAAUGAGUAUUGAAUUUGAAUUAUAUUUCAAUUUUAAUAAGAUAUUUUGUAGUUUUCUGUCAUUGGCUUUAAGUGUGUUGGUGGUUUGGAAUUAGCAUUCAUUAUAAUCUAAUCUAGUUUUUACUCUCACUUUUUUAAUAUAAUAUAUUUGUAACUAAAUUAUCUUUGUUCAGAGGUCUUGGCUCAUUUGUGUUUCUUUAUUUAGAUGAAGUGUCUGACAUCAAAGCAAGUGACACAUUUACCAUUGAAACAAGUCAUGAAACAAACGAAAAGAAAACUCACAGCCAUAAGAAGGGAACAAAUUUUAUUCAAAGAAAUAUAGAGGUAGGUGUAAAAGGUAAAUUAUAAGGUUAGUGACUUUUAUGCAAAAUGUAGGUGGACUGAGAGGUCCAACAUUGGUCCAAGGACCAAAGGCAAUGGUAAUUGUAAAUUUGACUAUGUAACGUGUGCCUGAGUGAGUCAGUAGACUACACAUAUACCUUGCUUCAUUCCUACUCCCACACUGUCCACUUUUUCAUUUGCAAAGAUAGCCCUUACAGACAGUCAGACAGGAUUUGUCUGUCAUUCCAUUUCUCCUAGCAGCUACCUUCUCUGUCUUACUACCGAAACUCCAUAUCAAGGUAAGAAUAACAACCCUACACGCAGUGCCUAAACCUAUAAUAUCCAAGGAGAGAAACAAAGGAUAUCAGUAUAUUGAUAGACAUUAGAGUGGCCGGGCUUAAUGCAGUGCCUAUAGUAGGCAAAAUAGUAAAGGCAAGAAACAAAGCAAGGUCAGGGAUUCCAGUGGUACACAAUGAGAACGAGAAGCAAAGCCAGGUCGAAGAAUAUGGAUAACAGAGCAGUCGGACAAGCCAAGUCGGGAAACCAGAAUAUCAGAGUAAGGAAUGUACAAUUGGCAUCACAAGGAAACCACAACAUGGCACUGAAGAGUUGUAAAGCUCAAGUACUUAUAUGCCUGGGGUGUUUCCUUGAUAGCCACUCCCCCCAAAACUUGAGUGUGGGUCAACAAUUGCGUGAUUUUGUGUUGAUGAUGUCAUGAUGUGGGUGUGGCAGAGCUACAGUGUUUGGUUUCAGUAACACUGGCAGAGGUGUCUCAGGGAUUAAAAUUGAUGUAGUGCCUACUUGGGGAGGUAGCAGCACCAUGUAAGUGGUGUAGUGAAGGGUAUGUAUCCUUACACCCUAACUCAGACACCAAUCUAUUACGCUUAGGUCUAGUAGGUCUACUAAGUCAGUCAGUAGACUCCGUAUCAGCAGUGACAGUCCACCUGCUGUACUACCAGAGCCAGAUCUCAGAUACAGCCAGCAUGGAGGUUGUCACACCUUGUAACAAGAGGUCAGAAAAUAAUUUUUGUGCGUAGGAUAAUUCUACACAAUAGAAUCUAUGUUGAACAUAACAGUGCAGUUUAUUUAAAGAAAUCAGAAUAGAAAAAAUAAAUAAAACUGGAAACCUGUAUAAUAGCAGAAGGGCUUAAAAUUUGCAGUCCUAUGCCAGGCUUUAAAAGUUACUCACCACUGCAAACCAUAGCAUACUCUCCAGGGGGGAAUUUCUACUCACCAUCGAUACAUUUUUACUCGUCAAUGGCUAGUGGUCAAUAGCAGUAUUCAUAACAAACAAAUUACAUUAAGCAAUUUAAGAUAAAACACAGAAGGAUUAUAUCCAGGAGUAAAACACAGAGCUGAAUGUAAUGCAAUGGCUCUGGGUCCUUUGAUUCAAAUGCAGAAUUUAAAUUUCUUAUAUACAAAGUCAAGUAAAUGACAGCUAUAGGGGAACAGGUGAAAGCUCUACCUGUUGGUAGUUAUGAAACCUUUUAUUCUGCAGAUGGGGGCUAUUAUAAUAAUAAUAAUAAUAAAAAAAACAUUAUUAGUGGUGUUGGGAAUUUUAGAUAUUAUUUGGCCAUUUUUGAGGCCAAAUUAUCUGCUCUGUCCACCCCCACUAUUUAUUUUAAAUUCCUCCAGCCAAUCCCCACAGGUAAGGGCAUGCAGCCCAGUCACUAGUUUAAAUUAUUUUAGCAGAUAUAUAACAGGUGAGGCAAAGGGAGGGUUUAAACCUCCUUUAUAGUAAUAUUGGGGUCUUAUUCAAACCUAUAGUUUAUUUUUUAAAUGUAUGUGGCAGCUAGGCAAGUUUUAUUAUUUCAAAUACAAAAAGAAAAGUCCUGCGCUCACUCCCAUCACUCCUGGGCGGCAGCAACGACCACAGUACACAUCAGCUCCAAUACAUAUAGUAAAAAAGCUACCUGCGCUCUCUCCUUAAUCCCUAUGUAUAUUUAAACAAAUGGAGGUCAUUUAGUUACUCCAAUGGCCACUGGAGGGAAUGCCCGCCUGCCAACGUCAAGGCAGACCCCCCUAGACGGGUCCUACUCUGACCAUUCAUCUUGUUUCCUUGAGCUUCUGGCAAAGCUCAAUGAUGCAGAAAGGGGUAUUUUUUUAUAUACACCCCUAUAUACUUAUUAACCCUUAAUAGGGAGCACAUGGGAUGGUCGGUUUUAUUAUUUGCCCAUUGGCUGCUGGCAUGCCAGUGAGCAAAUAGUUCUGAUUCUAUUCAUCCCGAAUUUCAGCUGUGCAGCAGAGCUUGGUCCAGCUGAAAUCCACACCAAGUCUGUAUUUUGCAGUCUGAAUGGACCUUGUAUGUAGGCUUUGCCCCAUUUGGAUAUUAGUGCAAAUCCCUGGGUGACUUUGCCAUAUAGGAAUGGACUUGCAGGUGACAUAUCUAAAUGGUAAUAUAAAAUUACUUGGAAAGAAGAAAAUAGCAAAUAGAAGAAAUGAGAAAACUGAGUAUGAAAUAAGUAUAGUAGUAUAAGAGAAGUAAGAAAGAAAAGCAUACAAAGCCAUAAAACAUAGCAGUAGUGAGUGACCAGUUGGAUGUCUUAGAUGGGAGGUGAUGGUAAGUAUUUAUGGAACAUCCCCAUCCCCCAAAUAUUGGCCAAUUAAUAAAUUAGCUUUCACAUAAAAUAAUAAGCAUUUGGCAUGUCUGAAGUGGACAAAAAUAAUUAUGUAUAUGUGCAGAUCAGGGAGUAUGAAUGUGUACUGUAUACAGAUCAUUAAAUAUGUGCAUGUGAUAUAUACAUGUACUUCAAGGAAGAUGUGUCCAUGAUGUAUGCAUGUAUAUUGUACUAUAACCAUACAGACAAUGGAACAAUACUUGUACAGUAACAUAAGACUAGAGGGCUAGAUGUAAAUCAUAUUUCAAUUGGUGCUAUUGUAUUAUCCAUGUAAUAAUAAAAAUAACCACCAGAUGGAGACAAAGUAUAACCUCCUGGCUGUUAGACGGCUAAACUACUCUUUCAACUGAUGAACACUGACUAUUGAAGGGUGGCAGUCCCAAAUAUAAUAUGUUCUUGGUGGACUAUAAUGCCAUAAUGAGCCAGCCAGCCUGAAGGGCCAUACUGGUGGUAAGUGAGAACCUUGAUCAGGUUUUGCCAUAUAGAAUAAAUCAUGUCUACAUCACCAGUUCCCCUGCUAUGAUAUAUUCAGCCAGAAUAUGAUGGUUCGCUGUAGCAAGAUGUAGACCCACAUUUUUUUUAUAUAACUGGGACUGUGUCUGAAUUUGCCCAUCAGAUGAAUUCUGCCAGUGUAUACUGAUGGUUGGAGUGAAGGAAGUCUCUCCCUCCAAGCACACUGCAGGAACCCUGCAGCAUAAACCAAAGUAACUGGGACCGGCAGUACCCGUAUGCUACAUGUAUGUUGAUAUGACUGCUGACAUUUUUGAUUAAUGUCAUAUUCUGUGAUAUGUAUUACAUUGGAAGGUUGACCAAUUUCAGGCUAUAGCACCGCUCUGUCACGGGAGCCUUAUUUCAGGGACCUGCUAUUAUUAUUAUUUGUAAUACACCAACAAAUUCUACAGUCCUGUACAAUGCGUGGACUAACAGACAUGUAUUUGUAACCAGAUGAGUAGGACACAUAGGAAGAGAGAGGGUUGAGGACCCUGCUCAAAUGAGCUAACAUUCUAGAGGUUAAAACCUUGAUUCAUCGAGAGUUCCCCUUUCCCCUUGCAACACAGAUUGAACAUAAACUGAGGGUUACUUAGACUUAAGUCUUGAACUGGUUAUUAUAAUCACAGAUCACAUUUUAAAUGAAAAAGUAUACAAAGCUUAGCAGUAUGUAUAGACAGACAUAGUUAUAAAUAUUAGUAAAAAUUAUUUAAACUUGAUAAAGGACGGAAUUAUAAACUUGUAAGUUUAUAAUUCCAAACUAUAGACAGCGCAAUAAAAAAGAUAUUAUGAAAUACCACAAUUAUCUAUCAUUUACAUGUUUCAGUAUACCUGUCUGUGGCGAAAGCCACUUCGCCACUGGGGUUUGGAAGGAUCUACUUGCCAGCAUUUUACCCUGUGACUAUGGCCCCUUUAAUUUAUUAUGGUUAAAAACCCUAUUUGUACCUAUUAUGACUUUGGACAAUAAUUCUUCGAACUUUCAAACUGGUUCGCAGUGGAACUUUGAAACACCGAACAGCCGGACCACACGCAAGUGGAGUGUGCAGCCUAUUUACCUCCCAGACUGGUAGUUAACCGCAGCCAAAUUGACGAACGGCUGGGUGGUCGCCGUUCCUAUAGUCAAACACGUGGCAGCUAUCUUGUUUAGUCGAACGUGUUCAGCGGUGUUUUGUCAUCAGGUUCAUGGAACUCAAAUUGGACACGCGACGGCAUGAACACCACUGAACAGUUACCUUCCAUGGAACUUCGGCUAUUCGAACGGGAGUUGAACGGCUACUUUCGGUAAUUCGAACGGUAUUUCAACUAUUUGAAAUAGAACGGCCGCACAGCCUGAUUCUCUGGAACGGUUUUGGGCAUGAAACCAUGCGUGCGGUCGGUCAAAAAGAGACUUCCAGGAAUUUCCUGAACCCCUGCUCUGAUCUGGCUGAUGUUUGGAUAUGUUGUUCACCCAGAUCAGGGCUAUCAGGGGAUGUAACAUUUAUGGGGAUAUGUUGUGCUUUGGGGUACUUUUCAUACUAUAUAAAAAUGUGUGUUUUUCUGCCUGGAGUUAAUUGAGUUACAUACAGAACUUGACUCAAUUAUCUCCCAGGCUGAGGGGAGGAAUUGUGUGUAAUGUGUGGGAGUGUCACCUACUGUACUGCAUUAUCAUUGGCUUGUAACAAUUGUCAUCCUGUUCCCCACAAGGUCCAGGUGGGUGUUCCCUUGCAUGGGGACUUGCAAAUAAGGCCAGCUGUGGCACCAUUAACCCUCAACACGUAGCUUUUUCUCGUGAUUGGAGGGGAACUGCUAUACUGCUAUUUCACUAGCUCUUAUAAGAGCUAUACAGCUAUACUCUCCUGGAGGAGAGGUCUUUCCCACACGGUCCUGGCUAUCAGAGAUUGGUCCAGGGUGGAAGGAAGAUGGCGAGAUCCCAGCUAAGCUACGGCGAUUGUGGAGUUUGCGGUGCUUGUAGUGUACGGUGCAAUGCUUAUGGUCCUCAGCGUCAGCUAAGAAGUAUCGAUUGGCAGAGGUACCCAGUCGAGGUGCCAGGUGUUCUGUCACACUGUCUAUCUUGAAAUUGUGGAAAAUGCAUGGUAUAUAAAUAAAUUGCACUAACGCUGCACAACAGUUUUACUUUGCAAGUAUACAACAUGUCUACUGUUAGUAGAGUCCAGUCAUACAGGUCUUGCAUGUGCUUAAGUAUGGCACCCGAAGCCUGCAUAUAGCUGACAGAGACCCAUUACAUUAUUUAUCCCACAUAAUCUCUUUCAGAGUUAUUCACUAGAGUGAAAAUUGUUGUGAAUUUAAAGUGAAUGUCAUAUUUCAAAGUCAAAAUAGCUAAACCAGAAAAAUUUGUCAGGUCAGCUAUACUUCCAAUUUAGCAAUUUUUGCCUAAUUUUAAAUCCCCCAAAAUGUUCACUGUAGUGAAAGAGGAAUCUUUGUUUUUUAAAAUGAAAACUACAAAGUUACACACACAAGUCAGAAGGUACCAUUUAUAAUGAAGACAUUCAGAUGUGUAACUAGAAACCACCGAGCUCCGGUGCGAAAAUUGCCCUGCCCUCCCCUCCCCUCCCCCCAUGUGUCUUAUUCCCUCCUUCCCAGUCCCUACAUAUGUCUCAUUCCCCAGCUCCUCCAUGUGUUUUAUUUUUCCCCCAGCUCCCUCCAUGUGUCUCCCAUUCCCCAGCCCUCCAUGUGUCUCAUUCCCCAGCCCCCUCAGUGUUCCAUUCCCCAGCCCCUCAAUGUGUCUCAUUCCCCCAGCCCUUCCAUGUGUCUCAUUUCCCCCCAGCCCCUCCAUGUGUCUCAUACCCUCCCCAUAGCUCCUUCAUGUGUCUCAUUCCCUCCCUCCACAGCCUCUCCAUUUAUCUCAUUCCCCUCUCUCACCACCGAGCCCCCUCUUUGUCUCUGUCCCUCUCACACCCUCUAGCCCCUCCAUUUGUCUCAUUCCUUCUCUCACACCCCUGUAUUUGUCUCAUUCCCUCUAGCCUCUUCCCUCCUGUACCUUCUGGCUUUGUGUAGCUUUGCUGAGCACUACCCAAGCUGACAGGAAGUGCUCUCUCAGUGAGCACUUCAUGUAAAACUGCGAUCCGCUCAGUCACGCUACUCAAAGAGAGCGACAGGAGGGGAGCAACACAGGAUGGCGCUCCCCUCCUGCCGUUAACCAGACAACAACGGACUGAGGUGCCGGUGCUGCUGUGCACCGACCCUGAAGUUGUGGUGGCCCAUGGUCGCAAGGAUCACAGCUGCGGCCAGGUGCCCUGGAGUAAUGGGCUCGGUCGCAGCUGCGACCCCUGCGACCCCUGCGACCAUGGUAGUUACGCCACUAAUGACAUUUUACGCAUGAAGAACAUGUACGAGUUCGAUGCACAUGUGCACCACACUCUGACAGAAAGUGGUUACAUGUCUGCACAGCUGCAUUUUACCUUUUAAUUUUUUCCAACUUGGUGGUUUGAUUAGGGUUGCCAGACCCACCACAUUUUCCUGGUCGUAUUGCCAUGCAGUACAUAUAAUUCAUAUUCUGCAGUUUUUCUCAGUUAUUAAUGACUUGUUCCACCUUUUGGUCUUUUUUAGUGUCAUUUUUUGAAACCCUUUGCCCUUCUUGCCCUAAGACAUGCUUUUGUCCCUUUGCACGCAUGUUUGUGAAUUCAAGAUACACACAAAAUAGCCAUAAUACUAAUAAUAAAAAUUAAAUUAGCUGCACAUGUAAAAAAACAGAAUAAAUAAUGAAAUUAUAAUUUACUUUCUAGCACCCUCAGCAGCUACAAAUUAUUUUUAAUACAUUUUAUGACUUACACAAUUUCAUCCCUCAUAUGUCUGCACUUUUUAUAUAAACAAGGUAGAAAAUGUUUAAUAUCUGAAAAUGAAAGAAUACCUAUCUCAGAAUGGAACCUUUAGCCCGUACGUGGUCUAUUGGAAAUAUUAAUGUCAUUGUUCAUUAAUGUCAUUUGUUCAAAGCUUGCAAAGGAAGCUGGGUCCAGCUUACUUCUUAUGGAAGACGAGCAGUUACGUUUGGAGCAACUUCUUGCAGAUAUUGACAUUGACUGCGACGAGGAAGACACUAAAGUAAGUAUUAUAAAGAAUGUUUCUUAUAGUUUUACAUAAUGCAGAACUGUUACAUGUAAGCUUCUAAUCUAAAUGAUAGCUGUGUUUUGCAAUUUAACAAGAAAAAAAUAAUAAAAGCUUUAUAAAAUGUUUUUAAUUUAAAUAAUAUGCACAUCUGUCCAGGCACUAGUUGCUGCUCAAUCGAACUUGGCUGCUGGUGCAGUUUCCCUGUGUGAAACUGCAGCAGGAGGCAAGUUAGAAUGAGAAGCAGUUGAUCAGAUAACAGAAGAACUUGUCCAGACAUUCUCAAAAAAAACCAAUAUACAUCAUUGAAAAAAAAUCAUUAAAAGACCACUCCAAACCCAUAAAGCACUUCAGCUUGCUGAAGUGCUUCAUGGCUGAGGAGCAUCCCAUAAUAAUGAGAGUUGAUAAAAUAGCUGAUUUGUAAUAGAAUAAUAAUGAAUGAAAUACUCCUUCAGCAUCCAGUGAGGUUUCUUCCUGCUUCCGUUAGCACACCUGAGCCAAUGGAUGUGGCAGACGUGGUCUACUUGCUCGUGCCUGCCCCUCCCCUGCACACCUCAGGCCUUACACGAGUAUCCAGACCUCAGAUUAGUAUGCUGCUCAUGAGUGCGCGCAAGUGCACGGAGGGAGCCCUUCAGAGGCUUCUCAAUAAGAAGCCUUAGAUUUAUUAUUUCCCCUGUAAAGAGACAUAGUCUCCUUCAGGGAAAAAGGGGAGUGCUUACAAUGGCUGUAGUUCAUAAGGAAACUGUUUCAGGAUAUACCCCCAAUGAAUACAUGCAUGAAACAGUGAUUUCUAAUUUUUCUUUCUAGUAUGGGCAGAGGAGUUUUCCUUUAAGUUUCAUUAAAUGUAAUAAAUGUACAAAAUCAGAAGUGAAAGUUUGAUGACAGUUAUCCUUUAAAUAAUGACUCCCACAAUAAGGCAGGAAAUCUACUUUUGCAAAGUGUGAAGUGUCUUGUGCAACCAUCUUCUGUCAUACUUUUAUAUGCCCCCUUUUAUGCUGCAAAUUACUAUUGAGUUGCAAAGCCCUCUUUCUGUUAAAUCUAUAUUAGGUCCAAAGCUCUAUAGUUUGAUUGAACGUUGCAUAGUAAUAUUGCUUACAUAAUGGUGCACAGACUGCAAUCAAAUUAAUAUUAAUUUAAAAUACUUGUAUUGUUAAAAACAACUAAUUCUAAUUCUGAUUAAAAUAUCUGGAUCAAUAAAAAACAGAAAUCUAAAAGAACUAGCAUUAUAUAUUCACAAAGAAUUGUUUCCACUCAGCACUCAAUGCUGUAAACUUCACUUACCCCAAAAAAGUAUUGCAAAUACAUUUCCAGAAACUGAAACACAUCUUAUUGAUUAAGCAAGACAAAUAUGGUUUGUAAGCAGAGUGUGCAGAUCUACUUAGAUUUCGUUUGAAUUUUCAAUGAAUAUGCAUGUCAAGGAAUAUUAUAAUUGUAAAUACUACCCAAGAAACAUUUUAAUAUUAUGUGAAAUGAAGAGACAUGUCAACAAUAAUGAAUGCGAGUAAGAUGUACGGAGUCUUUUUUUCACUCUGCAUACACAGACUACUGACUAUUGUGUAGUACAGUGAAGAAUAACCGUUGAGGAGCAGUUUUCCUUAGGUUAACUCUGGUUAAUGGGUUUAGCAAAAGGGUAAUUUAAUUAGCUUGUUCCUGAAAUUCCCCAGAGUUGGCAACAUGCUUCUGUGAGAAGCCAGAUCACCUCCUUGGCAUAUUUGAUGGAAUGGGCACUCACAGAAGCUCAAAUCAGCACUGCCUUACAUGCUAUAUGCCUUCAUAGCCCUAAAGUUCCCUGUUUUUUCCAGAGAUUCUACUACCAUGCCCAGCUGUAUCCAACUGAAGUAAUAGGUUAACUAUUUUAUUUCUAAGUUUAAUGGACACCCAUUAGUUUGUUUGAUCUUCCUCAUGGUUUAUUUUAAUGCAGCAGCUCCACAUGUUCAUACUGUAAUGAUACUCGUCUGCAUACCCCAUGGGUCUCGCAUUCUUUUAUAUUUUGUCCUUUAUUUUCCAAUGCCAAUAGCUUAGUGUCAAGUGACACUGAACUAUGCCGUUUGUUAAGUGAUACUAUCUGUUAGCAAUAUCGCCUUAUCCCCGAAUUAGUUGUAUGGUUUAUGUUUACGCUGUGAAAAAUGUGGUUUCUGUUGCAUGAAUGCAAGCUUCUGUGUUUAUACAUUGUAAUCUGCACAAAAAUAUCUAUAUAUUAAAAAUAUAUAUAUAAUUCCUGACCACUUUAAAAUACAACAGAUGGAUUUUUAAUAUUAUGUUUACUUAUCCUUUUACUGAACGCAUAUGUAUUUGUGAGUUUUUAAAAAUAAAAUCAAACAUAGAAAUACACAGCUCUUUAUCCUGCAUCUGGUCGCCUCCAUGAUAGCUCUCUGUUAUUCAUUGUUAUAAGCUAUGUCUUCUGCACCUGGCACUAAGCAUAGAGAAAGCAUACACAGAAGAAUAGAAAUUAAACAAUGUUUGCUCUGAAAGGGCAAGCCAUCCCAGAGGAACUUAAUAACCUUUCUAUUUACACUGUCCCUGCAUAAUCUUUGACAUGACUGUGGGAAAAACUAAAUUUUUUAAAUUUUUUAAGGGAAAUAUGUCCAUAUACCUAGUACCUAGAGAAGGCUUCACAGCAGAUUCCGAAGAAUGUGAGCAUCUUUCAAUAAUAGAGACAAAGCUACUGAAGUUCCACUACGUUGAAGAGCCCUGCGAAUCCAGUGAACAUGUAUGUAUAUAUGUGAAUUAUAUGGAAAAUGUGUACAUACACAGUGAGCAGCACAUGAUCAUAGCGAGAAUCUUGAUAAAUUAAAGUGAGCUGAUAUGUAUUCUGUAUUCAUAUUGAUUGCAUUAUAAAACCAUAUAUUUUAAGUGAAAGCAGUUACCAUGAUGGUAACAAGCAAAAGAAUGAGAUAUGAAAACAUAGAGAGGAGGUUUUUGUUUUGUUUUUUUUGCUGUCUCAUGGAUGGGACCAGUUAAAUAUGCUUGUGGAAAUGUUUCCUCUGUAGUAUUGUGAGUGAGUACACCUUGUUUGAGAUGCCAUUUAGAUGAUGAUAUUGUGUAUGAGAGUGAUGAUAGAUGUUUUUGAGUCUGCCUUCCUAGUUUUCUGGAAAUAGUACUUACCCACUUCUUUUUCAUUCUCUCUAUAUCAUGUCCCACUUCCCACCAACUAUAUCAGUCCCCACUAACCACCCUUGUCUUCCCUCAAAAUAAGUAAGUUCUAUUCUGCACUUACAGUUCCUCUAUGAUUAAUAUUUGCUUCCUUCCUUAUUCACUCUUUACAUUGUUUCCAAAAAAAUGUAAUCAGCUAAGAAUGUCUAAAACGGUGCUGACCAUCUAUGUGUCCUUCAGAAUUAAUGGGGAUCCUAUAGGCAGAUGCAGAAUGGCCUAGAGAUAUACCAUUGGACCAGUGGUCUCCAUCCGUAUUACCCUUUACUAUUAGAAUGAUGCCAUGUGCAACUAAGUAUAAUAAGAUCGGAUUGUCUGGGACAAGGUUUGGCAAGAACAAAGGAGACAAUAUUGUCCUACAUCAAUUAUGGUAAACCUAUAACAUGCAUGCCAGCUCUUCAAUAAACUCUAAGACGCUAUUCUGCUAAUGUGAAUCACCAAAGUGAUAAUAAAUAAGUGAAUACAAACUGGAUUAUGUUGAUAUAUUCUAGAUUCAGAAUUACAUCUGUAAAAAAUACACAAACAAUAUAUAGUGUGAUAUUGUUAAAGCCACUUAGAAAUUGAAAGUGGUAGAGAACUCACAAAAAUGGGAUGAGAUCAGGCAUAUCUCCCUCUGUAUUAGGGGACUGGAGAAUGUGAAGGACCUCCAGCGAUGAAUCCAAUUUUAUAAUGGCAAAUCUUCUAAUUCACUCCAAAUGGAAGGAAAGAAGAAAUAGAUAGUGCAGGUUAUAUAAAGAGUAACAAUUUAUUACAUAUAUUGCACUUACAAUGUAUCAGAAUAAAAACAGCUUGUCUCCACACUGGGUGGUAUCCACUUGUAACAGCUGAGCCAAUCAAGAUACAGGAUCUGGAGCAGUUAUAGCAGCAACCAAACAAUAUAAGUUCAUAUGAACAGUACAAAAACUAAAUAAAAACAGUUCCAACGCGUUUCGUCCUUCUCUGGACUUCCUCAGGGAUGUGUAGCUGUGAUGGGAUUGGGCUAUAUAAGAAGAUUCCCAAUCCCAUCACAGCUACACAAGAGAAUAAUAUCCAUGAUUAGUAAAGCAAUCCAAAUGACUGGACGACACACAGCAUCAGGAGCAGAACUGAACUGAGGUUUAAUUUCACAUGCCUGCUUUUAACCCCUUAAGGACACAUGACAUGUGUGACAUGUCAUGAUUCCCUUUUAUUACAGACUUUUGGUCCUUAAGGUGUUAAGCAAUUCUCCCAUGCAAGGGAGACACCCACAGUAAUUAUUACAGUAACCAAUAAAAUACAUGUUACCUCCCACACAUCUCCUCCCCUCAGCAUGACACAUAAUCCAAAUAAUCCAUGUACAGUAUUUCCCCAGUUCCUGGAUGUACCCCAAAUACAUAGGAUACACUUUUAUAUAGAGGAUCCCCUGGUAGCCCUGAUCUGGGUGAGUAACAUACUCAAAAAUCACCCAGAUCGGACCAGGGGUUCUUGAGUUAUUGAAGAGUACAGUUUUGACCGACCGCACAGGUAACAGUAGCCGAAAAUAGUUCCAUAAGGUUUGGCCUUGCGGUCGGUCUCGGUUCGUGGAUAUAAACGGAUGAAAAUACCGAAUGAAAUGGCUGUUGCUUGCCUUCAUGUGAAUUCCCUUGUUCGGAUAAGUCUUUCUACCGAAUGGCUGCUCGUUCGGUUGUUUCCGCACGAAGAUAUGGAAGUCUGGAGUUCUCAGCGGUGUUUGCUUAGUCGAGUGUCCGAUUUGGGUUCCAGACACUCGACGACCAAAUAUCGCUGUUCGGGAGUUAAGAUGGCCGCCGCCACGUAUUCGUAUCCCGAAUGGCGGCCACCCAUAGAACAAAGUACCAAUUGCCAAUUAGGGGUUUGCAACAUUGUUGUGAACAGUAAUAAGAGGCACACUUAUCCCUGGGGUGGUCUGAUUGUUCGGUAGUUUCACUUGUACAAUAAACGGAGGGAUUUUACCGAACAAUCAGACGAAUGCUGCAUUCAAGGUGAAUACAUAAAACAAGCAAUAUACGAAAGCAUAUUAAACACACACAUUUUGAGGAAUAUUUUACCUGCAAGUAUACAUUGAGUUUUCUCUAUUGCUCAAGUAUGUCCUACAACUGGAUAUGGACUGCUAUAAGCCAAAGAACACGAUGGACUCUUGCUUACUAUGCCUCUCUAGUCUCUUACCAGGUUGUACCUCACUAACAAGUUUAACGAAAUACAGGAAAGCAUACAGAGAGGCUUUUUCACUAUUUUAUUGGAUAUGACCAAUAAUGGCCUAAGUAAACUAAAACUUAUUUGAAAAGAUUCCAGGUAUUUAAGUUUAUGUAAGCAAUCUUAGAUAACGUGUUUGCAGAGUUGGCAGAAAAGUAGCGUUUGUGGGAGUUUGAUCAGUCCAGUAGAUGAAUGGAAUGCUGACUCUUUCAUCACUGAGAAAGAUUGUGUUUACGAGAUACAACCUGCUUUUUUUGGAGUCCUUUCCUUUUCUUCUGAAAAAAAAAAAGAUAUUCUUUAUCCAGUUGGAAUCCCUGUUAAGUCAUGGGGAAGACAGAAUUAUAUUAAGAAAUAAAUCAUUUGUAAAAUAACUUAAUUUAAUUUAAUUUUUAAUUUAUCAUUUUACAAUUGUAGACAUAAUCUAUACAUUUGUAAAUUUUAGAACAAUGUCUGGAUUUUAUAGUCUGAAUGCCUCCAGAUGGUCCCGCAUUAUUUUUGUUAAUCUGUACUAAGGCUAUUCGGUCCAUCAUGAAUAAUACAUAUGGUGUACAUGGAGAAAUAUUGUCUCCUGUAGUGAUUAUAGAAUGUGAAGCAUAGAAACAUAGCAUGUGAUGGCAGAUACUAACCAUUCAGCCUAUGUAAUCUGCCCAAUUUCUAAAUUCUUUUAUUAGUCCCUGGCCUUAUCUUAUAUGUAGGCUAGCCUUAUUCAACGCAUGCUUAAACUCCCUCACUGUGUUAACCUCUACAACAUAGUUAAAUAGGCUGAAAAGAGACUUGCGUCCAUCAAGUUUAGCCUUCCUCACAUUUGUUUUUUGCUGUUGAUCAAAAAGAAAGCGAAUGACCCUAGUUUGAAGCACUUCCAAUUUUGCAAUAAACUAGGAAAAAAAAAUCCCUCUUGACCCCAGAAUGGCAGUCAGAUUUAUCCUUGGAUCAAGAAGUGAUUACCCUACAGUUGAAAGAUUAUAUAAUUGAAUAUUCUGUUUUUGCAAGUAUGCAUCUAGUUGCUGUUUAAGCAUCUGUAUGGACUCUGAUAAAACCACUUCUUCAGGCAGAGAAUUCCACAUCCUUAUUGUUCUUACAGUAAAAAAAUCUUUCCUUUGCCAUAGACUAAAUCUUUUUUUCUUCAAGUCUAAACGCAUGACCUUGUGUCCUAUGUAAAGUCCGAUUGGUGAAUAGAUUUCCACACAAUGGUUUGUAUUGGGCCCCAGAUGUAUUUGUAUAACGUUAUUAUAUCCCCUGUGAGACAAAGUUUUUCUGAACUAAAGAGGUUUACAUUUGUUAACCUUUCUUCAUAGCUAAAAUGUUCCAUUCCUUUUAUUAAUUUUGUAGCUCAUCUCUGACCUUUUUUCUAGUGCCAUAAUAUCCUUCUUUAGAAUAGGUGCCCAAAAUUGCACAGCAUAUUCAAGGUGUGGUCUUACCAGCUGGAAGUCUAUUCCAUGCAUCCACUACCCUCUCAGUAAAGUAACAUUUCCUGAUAUUAUUUUCAAACCUUUGCCCCUCUUCUUUUAAAUAUACAUUCCUCCUUUACUGGUUUGAUUCCCUUUAUGUGUUUAAAUGUUAAAUGUCAUAUCCAUCCUGUCUCGUCUUUCCUCCAUACUAUAAAUGUUAAGAUCCUUUAACCUUUCCUGGUAAAUUUUACUCUUCUCUCUUCUACUCAAUCCAUUUAGUAGCCCUUCUCUCCAAAGUAUCAAUAUCCUUCUAAAGAUCUCCAGUACUGCAUACAAUACUCCAAGUGACCAAAUGAUAUGGAUUUCUGCACAAAUUGGUCAUAAAAAGUGAUCUGAUCAUCAUCUAAGUCACAACUAUAGACAAUCACAGUCUGCUUAAACUAAUAACACACAAAGAAUGAAAUGUUGCCAUGUUUUUAUUGAACACACCAGGUAAACAUUCACAGUGCAGGUGGAAAACGUAUGUGAACCCCUAGACUAAUGACAUCUCCAAGAGCUAAUUGGAGUGAGAUGUCAGCCAACUGGAGUCCAAUCAAUGAGAUGAGAUUGGAGGUGUUGGUUACAGCUGCCCUGCCCUAUAAAACACACACCAGUUCUGGGUUUGCUUUUCACAAGAAGCAUUGCCUGAUGUGAAUGAUGCCUCACACAAAAGAGCUCUCAGAAGACCUACGAUUAAGAAUUGUUGACUUGCAUAAAGCUGGAAAGGGUUAUAAAAGUAUAUCCAAAAGCCUUGCUGUUCAUCUGUCCACGGUAAGACAAAUUGUCUAUAAAAUGAGAAAGUUCAGCACUGCGGCUACUCUCCCUAGGAGUGGCCGUCCUGUAAAGAUGACUGCAAGAGCACAGCGCAGACUGCUCAAUGAGGUGAAGAAGAAUCCUAGAGUGUCAGCUAAAGACUUACAAAAGUCACUGGCAAAUGCUAACAUCCCUGUUAGCGAAUCUACAAUACGUAAAACACCAAACAAGAAUGGAUUUCAUGGGAGGAUACCACAGAGGAAGCCACUGUUGUCCAAACAAAACAUUGCUGCACGUUUACAGUUUGCACAAGAGCACCUGGAUGUUCCACAGCAGUACUGGCAAAAUAUUCUGUGGACAGAUGAAACCAAAGUUGAGUUGUUUGGAAGAAACACACAACACUAUGUGUGGCGAAAAAAAUGCACAGCACACCAACAUCAAAACUUCAUCCCAACUGUGAAGUAUGGUGGUGGGGGCAUCAUGGUUUGGGGCUGCUUUGCUGCGUCAGGGCCUGGACGGAUUGCUAUCAUCGAAGGAAAAAUGAAUUCCCAAGUUUAUCAAGACAUUUUACAGGAGAACUUAAGGACAUCUGUCUACCAGCUGAAGCUCAACAGAAGAGUGUUGCAACAGGACAAUGACCCAAAGCAUAGAAGUAAAUCAACAACAGAAUGGCUUAAACAGAAGAAAAUACGCCUUCUGAAGUGGCCCAGUCAGAGUCCUGACCUCAACCCGAUUGAGAUGCUGUGGCAUGACCUCAAGAAAGCGAUUCACACCAGACAUCCUAAGAAUAUUGCUGAACUGAAACAGUUCUGUAAAGAGGAAUGGUCAAGAAUUACUCCUGACCGUUGUGCACGUUUGAUCUGCAACUACAGGAAAUGUUUGGUUGAAGUUAUUGCUGCCAAAGGAGGUUCAACCAGUUAUUAAAUCCAAGGGUUCACAUACUUUUUCCACCUGCACUGUGAAUGCUUACAUGGUGUGUUUAAUAAAAACAUGGCAACAUUUCAUUCUUUGUGUGUUAUUAGUUUAAGCAGACUGUGAUUGUCUAUUGUUGUGACUUAGAUGAUGAUCAGAUCACAUUUUGUGACCAAUUUGUGCAGAAAUCCAUAUCAUUCCAAAGGGUUCACAUACUUUUUCUUGCAACUGUGUGUGUAUGUAUAUAUAUAUAUAUAUAUAUAUAUAUAUAUAUUUAUAUAUAUAUAUUGCAGAAAAAGAAUUUCCUCUUUAGAAAUAUCAGAAAAUGUGACCUGAACUGAGCGCCCACAAAAUAUUGGGAGGGCACAUAACUAGUACAGUGCGCCGUAGUAGUUAUGGUGCCUAGACUGCCCCUUUUAAUCUAGCCAGUGUGUGCAGUAUGUUUGGAAAGAUUGAAACUGUGGUCUAGAUAUUUUUCUCAGACAUCUUGUUUAGGAAAUGUUUUUUCUUUAUUGUGGGAAAAUACCUCAUCAAUGCAUGCUUUAAUUGUAAGGGACCAUUAUUUUAUAAAACAUAUACUGUUGCAGGAUAUUUAUAUGUCAAUACGUAAUUUUCCUUGCCAGAGAUGAGAUGUUUGUUUUUCCAUUCAGCUCUGAACCAUUAUCUACAGAAGAUUCAUGAAAAUCAUAGGUCUAUAUUCUCAAACAAUUACAUGUAUAGUGUACAAUUCUUUUUCCAUUGUAAACAAGAGUUCAUACUUUAUGUGUGUAAAGAAACAGACAAGCACUGAGUGAUUAUAUACAUUUUGAUAUCAUCUUUUCCAUAAGGUAUUGUGAAAGCUUUUGUGUGCUGAUAACAGUAAAUACAUUUGCAGACAUAUUAAUUAGUGGUUUUCAAUGGUGCAUCUGCUUCUAGAUAAUGUUUUACUAGUAACACACACACACACACAAAAAAAAUAUAUACAAGAUCCAGCUCACUCACUCAUUCACUAAACAGCAAUUUCAAGGUACACAGAAUGUAAUAGUUUUAUUUAAAAAAAAACCUUAUCCUGGGCAAAAAUAACAAUGGGGGUUUAGUUACUGUAUAUGAUCAUACAUUGCAUAAGCCUACCACAACGCCAAUGUACCCCAAUCUUGGCAGGUCCUAUACUACCAAAGUAUUGCUUGCUCUUAACUUCACUAUUAUCAGUCUGUGGCCUAGAAGUACAUUUUAGAUUCUAUAUGUUUUUCUUGUUGGUUAUUGGCCAGGCAGUAAGGGACUUUCUUAGACCUCUGACCAUGAUGAAAAACUCAUUUUGCAGAACAUCAUUUUAAAUAGGAUCUGACACACUAGCACUAACAUCAGAGUGUUAUAAAGAACCAACACAUGAAUAAAUUGAAAAGCUUAGAUGCCUACAUAUUUUUUUAAAUCAGACUCCUAGUUGUUUUGUGGAAUUUGGGACAAAAGGAAAUCAUAUGGUAUAACAGUGUAAGCAAAAUCCAAGCAGAUGUUAGGUUUCACAGGCAUACACUAGAGAUGUUUGAGCUGCAUACAAAUUAUAGGUAAUUUUUCUGAAAGGAAGUUAGCACACCCUGAUUCAUGCUGUCCAAGUUAUAUUGAAAGCAGUAAUCUUAGCCUUAUGAGUGUUAUUUUGUAAAGAACACAAGUGUUUUGGAAAAAUGACACAAACGUGCUAUUAGCUCUUACCGCGUACUGCUUAACACAAGAUCUCCGGUUUUAGUAAUCUAGAUUUAUGUCUUUGAGGUUUGACUAUUUUGCACAGACGGCUCCGUAAAUAAAAGUCGGAACAAAAACAGUAAGUUUUAUCUCACUUAUUCAAUAGAUUGUGAAUAUAUACAGUGGUCUGUGUGAUAAAAGGUCGCUUUCAGAUAUAUAUAACCGUGGGAUAUAUAUAUAUAUAUAUAUAUAUAUAUAUAUAUAUACACAAGGAAAUUGUGUGAUUUAAUACACUACUACGCUUAUGAUUUGCUACUACACUCUAGUGGGAAUCCUUCUCACCCACCUUAAACAUGCAAAAAAAAAACAGUGGAAGGGAGCCUAAAUGCCGCCAAGCUCAAAAGUGGUAACUGGGAGGACAAAGUUCUUCUGGAGCCUGGAAAAGAGAAAACUAUAUAGUGUAGAAACAUUUACCAGCGUAUAGUAUAUAUAGUGUAAUUAGUCCAACUCACAUGGACAUGAGCCAUGCAAAGACAGGCUCAAAUCAUAAGCGUUGUAAUGUAUUAAAUCACACAAUUUUCUUGUAGCUCCAAUGUUAUGGCAAAUAUCCUCAAAGGGAAAGCAGAAAGAAAAAAGAACAAACUCCUCGUGAAGUAUAUCUGGACAAAUAUAACAGUAAUUAUGUGAUGGGCUUAUUAUACAGGUGGGCUAAUAAGUAAGACGAGGCUUGGGGUGAAUUAUAUCUUUGCUAGAAAAAGAGCCAAGAUUGUGGGUCACAUGGCAGUGGCCUUUUUUAAAGAGGGCAAAUGUAGGUAAAACAGGUCUAAAAGACCAAAAAUGGGUGUCAUGGCAAAAAUGGGUGUAAUAGAAAAAUAUGCAUAAAGGAUGAAAAUCUUUGUUUACUCACUUGUGAGUAAUGUGUACAUUUUACUUAUGCUGCUGAAGAGGUUAUGACAAACUAACAUCCAAAAGGUGGGGAUUAUACCACCCUCUGCCUGAACCAUUGUGACAUAAGCUCACCUCUUGUGCCAUCUGCCAUCUUGUGCCAUCUGCCAUCACAUUUAUUAUUCACUUCAAAGUUACAAUAUCACACUAUUGUACUUUCUUCUCUCCUUUGUGUAUUAUUAUAUAUCCAUCACUUAAUACCACUGAAGUCAUGCAUGAAACAUAUGUAUCCAUAAGUGGGAAAUAUAUUACUGCACGCUUUUGAGUCUGAAGCUGGUUUUAAUCUCCAUUAUAUGUGAGUGGUCAUUCACACAUUUUUGUUGUGUCCUCUGAUUAUUGCAAUAUACCGCACCAUUGGUUCUUUUCUCUCUCUUUCUUUACUGUACAUACAAAAUAUUUAAGUCCUAAAAGAAGAUAGAUCACCUGGCAGAAAGUGAAAAUUCUAGACCUUGUCCCUUGGACUUUUUUUAACUUUCCAUUUUAACACAUUAUGCAUCUAAUAUUAGGUGCAUCCUGUUGUAUUGGUCUUUUAUGCUACCUUAUCUACCUGCUAUUUAGACAUUCCUCUCCAAAUAUUUUGAGGUACCCAUUAUUGUGCAUCUCCUGGGCCCCAUUAUUACCCUUUACUUUGUUGCCAGAGUGAUGAAGCAUGGGGUAGCGACCACGUAGGCCCCUCUGCAGUAUUUUUGUGGGCCAGGCGACUCUUACUUAUUUACUUUAUUUAUUUAUUUUGUAUGUUUCAUUGCUGCAGUGUAGAGCAGUAUACUGCACUAUUCUAAGCUGCAGCACUUAAAGAGUUAACUUUGUUGUCCUGCAGGUCCGAUCUGCUCUUAAUGACAUUACUACCUCUCAUGGCAGUCCAAUUAAAUUUUCAUAGAGAAGCAUUAUUGAACCUAAGACACAUGUGCAAUAAUCACGCUCACUCAGCCAGCGAGGUAGAGGAAAGGAUUGAGGAAGGUUAGCAGGGGGACAGUAUGGGCAAUCUAUACAGCAUUGUCAGCAUUUACAGAUAUAUUUUAUGCACAGAAUUCACAUUACUCAGCCUAGGCUGCUAAUUAUGCUGCAGGAACUGGAAAUACACCUCUGCCAGCAAACUCAGAUAUCUCUAUAUCAUACAGACACCUUACACCAUGACCACUUUGAAACACUGAAGUGGUCACAGUGCUUGGAGUAACCCCUAAAUAGUGAUCUACAUUACUAUUGUUUUUCAUGCUGUAUGUUAAAGUUACCUGGUGACUUUAUCUAAGAUGAAAAAAUGCUGAAGUCUAUCACAUUCAAGCUUUUACGCAUCUGUUUCUUCUGGUGAUCUUAAAGAAGUCUUAAAAAUACACUUAUCUCUGCUUAAAUGUCACACAAUCUGUGUAGCCAUAACAUCAUUAUUCUGUAAAGAGUUGACAUGACCAUUGCUGUUAUGUCACCAAAUUAAUACAAUUUAAAUAGUUGUUUCGACUAUAGAUGUUUCAACCUUUCUACCAUUUAUAUUCUACUAUUUAUCAUUGUAUAGAAAGUACUGUUAGGAGUAAUUUUCAUUAAAUUAUUAUUCGCUUGGUUGUAUUUCACUAGUUAAAGCGACAGUUUAGGCACCAUAACAACCUAAUCCAAAUUAAGUUUUUAUGGUGUAAGAAGGCCCCUGGACGCACUCUUGCCUGACGAUAAGCUUCCUAAAAUUGUGACUUCAGAAGCCAGAUGUCAUCUGGGUGGCCUGAGAAUCAGUGCUGCAGGCUCACUUUGAAAUUAAACCGUUUGAGAACUGUAUAACCCCUUAAGGUAAAAGUGCACCCGUGGGCCUCCUGGCACAAUAACUACUUAAUUUAGCUGGAGUUGUUGUGGUGCCUAGCGUUCCCCUUUAAGUUUGGAACUACUUGGUUAUCAGAAUUGAUAGAUUGAUUGAAGACAGUUGAAACCUUCCUGGAAUCUUUGGGAACAGAUUUUGAUUUACAGUUUAUCUUUAUAUUCAAUUCAUGUUGUCUGCACAGCUGUUACAUAAGAAUUAUUUAUGUAUAAAAUCUGUCCAGAGUUACAGGAAACUGAGUAAAGAAAUAUGCUCAUGCAAGCCAUCUAUGCAGGCAAAACAUUUAGAAGAAUUGCAUAUGAGUGUAAAUAUCUCCUGCUUUCAUGUCUUACAGGAAUUUUCAACGAUCAAGAAUGCAAAUGUGGAACCAGCACCUGGGGAAAAAGUUUUAAAUGACACAAAAAUGUUAAGAGAACAGAAAUUACGACUAAGAGAAAUAGAUCACCAGAUUAAGGAAAUACAAAGAAACAUUAGUUCAUUGUCAGCUUCAUCAUCUGUAUGUGGUGAAUAGUUUUAUAAUUUUGUUAAUUUCAUGUUAAUCAUUUAGUUUCGAUACAUGUUUUAUUCUGUUAUGUUUUAUUUUCUGGUUUAUGUUUUAAUCUCUAGAAUCGCAGUAAGGUAAUUUUGACACCUAUUAGGGGUGUAAUUUUUUUAUAAAUAUAUUCUUAUUUUUAUAACUUUUAAUCCUUAUUCAUUAUUUGUUAAGGAUUUUGGAUAUAUAAAUGAAGAGAAAGUGAUAUGUUGUACAGACAAGUAGUGAAAAAAGGAGCUCAACAGAUUAAAGGACUUUAUUUUUGCCUUUAUAAAAUACUUCAUUUUUGCAUGGAUGACUGGGAUCUAAUAGAAAAAUAUAUGCAAUUCAAACAUUGCUAGUUGACUGAUCAAACUUAAAUAAUAAUAUAAUAAAAACCUAGACGGUGAUUAUCCACUAACUCAAUUGCUAUAUUAAGUUUCACUACAUAAACAAAGCAUUUGUAAAAGCCAAUAAUAAAUUAUUGAGCCAUAACACCAAAAUUAACUUUCAAGUGGCAUUCCGUAUUCCAACACCAAAUUAAAUAAAGCCUAACCAGGUACAUUUCUUGGUUGAAUAAAGAAGGUCACUUAAAAAUUGAUUUUGGCAUUUGGCAGCUCAGUCAUUUGUUGACUGCUGCUUAUUUAUUUAUUGUAUCCUUAAAGGAACACUGUAGGGUCAGG